This is a messenger RNA of Phycodurus eques (leafy seadragon), 3594 nucleotides long. Its product is annotated as G patch domain-containing protein 2-like. Bases 1255 to 2058 code for a protein of 267 amino acids. Lineage: Eukaryota; Metazoa; Chordata; Actinopteri; Syngnathiformes; Syngnathidae. The record is from RefSeq and is a predicted model, not a curated record. The transcript has 10 exons.
AAACCAACGCCAUGCAGCGGGGAGUGAGGAUUGGCGCGUAGAAAGGAGAAUGCAUGGACAGAUAUGCGGCUGGCUUUCCGGAGGGCCUGGAAGUAGUCCCACAACACCUCUCAAGUGUGUGAAUGAGAAGGAGCCGGGACAGGAAGAGCGCACGGGCUUCAGCACUGACGUGCUGACAAAAGGACUGAGGGAGAUGAGAGCGCACCUGUUCCAACUGGACUCUCCCAGCAGGGGGGUUCGACAAAAUCCCUGCCUUCUCCUGGCAUCUGUGAGGAGGAGAAACGCUGGAGGGUCCAUCUGCCGAGGGCUCGCCAGACACUCUGGAACCUGCCUGGGAAAAAGAGUCGCUGGGCCUCGACUACUCUGCCACGGGGGUCUCGCAGUGGUUUACCACCAAGUGGCACAUCAGACGUCAUAGACCAACUGGCUAGACUCUCUCCAAUACUGUGGUUACCGAUGUGCCCCGGGGGCCAGCGUACCUGAGUCAAGAUUCUUGGGAUUGCUGUUUUUCCAGAGAACCUCGUCACAGCAAGGACCUGGAUCUGAGACGUUGAUCAUCACCGCAGCCAAGCACCCUCAGCAGGCAGCGAGGCAUGAAUGAUGGUGCUUUGGUGCUGCUACAAAAAAAAGGACAAACUCCGACUGCAACGGACAAUCAAAACUGCUGAAAAGAUUGUCGGUACCCUCUACCCACACUUGAGGGCUUGGACGCUGCCAGAACUAAGACAAGAGCAUGCAAAAUCCUCUUGGACCCUUCACAUCCUGGUCACCGGCUCUUCCAGCUCCUUCCCUCAGUGGGAUGCUGUAGCUUUGACACAGUCAACAUCAGAUUCUUGCUCUCCUCCCUGACGAAGGCCCUUCUCCCCCGAUCGCUCAGUUUAGAUGGACGCCCAGCUCUAAAAAGAGUCCUGGUGGUUCCAAACGUCUUCCAUUUAUGGAUGAUAGAGGAUACUGUGGUCAUUGUCUGAUGCUUCAAAGCAUUACACAUUUUUUACAUGUAAUUUCUUGGGUUUCUUUUGGAUCAAUUUUCAAAAACCUCAAAAAAAAAUUUUUCCCCAUUGUCAUUAUUAUUAUCGGUUUUAAGGCCAAAUAAUUUGGAUCCAUUUUGGAAUGAGCCUGUAAAAUUACAAAACGUGGAACAACUAAAGCACUGUGAUGUGAAUACGUUCUGGAUGCGCUGUGAUUGAAAAGUCAGCUGGGCGAGGGUCUUUCUGAAUGUAGCAUGAUCCAUAUGGCCCAUCUCCUGUGUGAUGGAUGAUCAUGAUGGAUGAGCUGGCUCAGGACCUGGCGUCUGCCUUGGAGCAAACCUCAGAGCAGUUCAAAGAGCUGUGGGAGAAAAUGCUUUUGAGUCCACUUAACCGGAGUCGGCAGGUUGGCCAACGCGGAGGCCGCAAGCGCCGCAGUCAGUCUUCGGUCCAUCCACCCAAGGAAAGACCCUGCCGGGUGGAAGUGUCAGAGUCCGGCUUAGAAAAAGCUCCUCAAAAGUGCUGGCGAAACACUCCGUCAGCCUUGAUAGCGUCGGUGGUCGACUGCAGUGACUCUAAUGACACGGCCGCCUCCGACCGCUCCCUCAUCAGACGCCCAAACAUGAGCAGACUGCUCUCCUGGCCUGAGUUGGACUCUUCAACUGAGAAUAAUCUAAGACAGCCCCUCAGGAGGAGGAGGAAGGCCAAACGCGUGACCUCACACAUCCUAUUCAGAUUGCAACAGAAGUUAAAGGUUUCCGGCGCGGAAUGGGAACUGAGGCUCAGGCUGUCCAGGGUGCAGCAUCCGUCGACACUGAAGAAGAGGUUGAACGGGCGGACUGAUGGAGGGAGGCUGCAGUGGUGGAAAAGAAAGAUCCCAGUGGAAUCCAUGGAACGCGGAGAUACUACAGAUGAAAUCAUGUCAGAGAGUGAAACAAGCAGUACCUGCAACAGUGACACGGGCCUUUUCACCAAUGAUGAAGGCAGGCAAGGUGAUGAUGAGCAGAACAACUGGUUCGCUGAGGGGCGACUUGCAGUCUUGAGUCUCGUCGCACGUUUACUACCAGCUACCCAAUCACAAUUCCACAGAUGACCAAUUGAGCACCUCUGCCCCUCGCUCACCUUCCUGUAGCCGACACGGCCAACUGAGAGAGGUUGUGCAACAUUGAGAAGACUUGAUAAAGCCUGACUGAGAAAAGCCGUCGUUCAAGUUUAAAUCAGUUGCCCCGCCCUGCUGCCACAUGCAUCAAGAGGAACAGGAGGAGGCUUCUCAGUAGGACAGACGAACAUCACUGAUGUGAGAAAGAGGGAUGCAGUGUCCAUCACAUCAUCAGGUAAUAGGCCUGUGGCCUAUAUCAGUGAUUCCCAACCACUGUGCCGUGAGCGCUUUUCAGGUAUGCCGUGGGAAAUUAUCAACGUUUACUUAAUUGCUCACAAAAUUAUUUAUUUACAAGAAAUCAUUUAUCUUUGUUCAUCUAAUUAUGCCAGUGAGGCAUAUUGACAGACAGAACAAAUAAAUGCUCUUCUAUUAGAUGGCAGGAACUACAUACAGUAAUUAAUGUAUCUACUUUUUGUGACAUUUUUGUUUGUUGGUGUGCCGUGAGAUUUUUCAACUGUAAAAUAUGUGCCUUGGCUCCAUAAAGCUUGGAAAUCAUUGGCCUAUAUAACACUCACUUUAAACAUGACUGGAAAUUAAAACCAGCAGUUUACACAGAUCAAAGGAAGACUUUAAAAAUGUUGCAUGUGGCAGGUAUUAAGUGUUUUUGUAGUUCCACUGAAACAAUGUAGACAGUCUGAUGUUAGGGCUUCAUUUUGGACGCCCACUCAAUUGUGUGUGUGUGGACCAGUGGACCUGCCUUUUUUCAUUAGUCUGAUGGCUGCAAGUUCGGUGUAUUUGCUGGAUUAAAUUCAGAAUUGGUUUGUCCGGCUUUUCUUCUGUGUCGUCUCUCUGUGCUUCACUUCGAGUAUUGCUGUUUGUCAUUUGGAUAAAAAAUGUUGGUAGUUUCUUGAUUUAGUGAAGGGUGCAGGCCUCUGAUGUUUAUUAAUAUAGCUGCACAGUGCACUGUACCGGGCUCGAUCAUUCAUUUGGAUAAAAGAGGGGGAAUUUAAAACCAGCCGCUGCUUUACUUGGUUACAGAUUGCAUCCAUUUAUUGUGCUGAGUGAUGGAACGGCCAGUGACUCUGUCCUUCACCUCCCCAGUGCAGAACCACUUGCUAUCAGAAUAAUAAUAAAAAAAAAAACUCGCCUCUGCCCCUUCGUGAUACAUUAAAUUCAACAUGAGGAAGUUAGGGUUUCCCCCCAGCUUCUGGACAGAAGAUUGACCCACAUUGUGUUGUUAAAUAUACAGUAAGAGGAUCUCACAUAACAUACAUUAAAAGGGUCUCUGGGGUGCUUGAAAUUCUUGGAAAUGCUUAUUUUUGUGAUACGUACAGUGUUAUCUUGACUUACGGUACCCCUUUUUCAACUUGCGAGCCCUCGCUUGGUCAAAUUUUUUGAGCUUUGUGAAGCGAGUCAGAAUUUGGAGGUACGAGGGAGCUUUAGAUACGCUGCGUCUUGAGUGAAGUGGAAAAGAAAAGAACCAAAUAUGGUACGUUAAUGCCCUCGCAUGAGGGCAAGGAGAGCCACAGU